This is a messenger RNA of Nematolebias whitei (Rio pearlfish), 1553 nucleotides long. RefSeq names its product regulator of G-protein signaling 2. The record is from RefSeq and is a predicted model, not a curated record. The coding region runs from base 151 to 1155 and encodes 334 amino acids. The transcript is spliced from 6 exons. NCBI's taxonomy places the organism in Eukaryota, Metazoa, Chordata, Actinopteri, Cyprinodontiformes, Rivulidae.
GAGCGGAGGAGGAAGAAGGAGCGGAGGAGACUCCGACAGCAGCGGAGGUUCUGGACUCGACUAGCCGGAAAUGGGUCCGACUUACUGACCAAAGAGCGCUUCCUGUCCAACUGUUGUCAGUCACUGUUAGGCAUCACCUCCUGAACCAACAUGCGUAGAUUCAGUUCUGAGGGAUCCCUCUUGGAUCUCGACUUCCUGCCAUGGAAGUCAAAAGCUCUGAAAAACCCAGACUUUGGUGUCAGCCUGGAUUCUGAGACCUACACUCCUCACCUGGAGAGCGACGAACGAAACGCGAGGCUACCUGGUUUGAAUCCCGUCAUCCUGGAGCCCAAAGCGACUCCCAGUGAGAGGAGAGAGCUGAACCGGGAGCACAGCUUCAGUGUGGAGAACCUGACUGAGCUGGGAAAACUGAACCAGAACCUUCUCCAAGUGUGCUCCAUGAACGAGGGCUGCAGGGCUUACAGCGACAGCCAGCUGGCUCCAACUGCCCUAGAUAGCUGUGGAGGUGUGGAGCAUGAUGGGCACCCUCCACCGUCAGCUUCCUCCAACCUGUUCUCCAAAUCUCACCACACACACCAUCACAGAGCCAAACUGUCGGCUGCUAAACUGCACCUGAAGAGCCUGUUUGGACAGAGUCCACAUUCAUCCAACUCCAACUUGUCCAACAUCGAUCAGAGGGACAGUGCUACAGACAAGAGAUCUCGCCUGCACUUCAUGCAUCAGUGGAGUCAAGUUGGCCUCAGUAAGAAGAGGAAGUUCAGCCGAGAGGAGCUGGACAAGUGGGCCGAGUCUUUAAACACCCUCUUAGCCUGUCCAGCCGGUGUUUCCGUGUUCGGAGCGUUCCUGCGCUCUGAGUUCAGUGAGGAGAACCUGCAGUUCUACUUGGCCUGCGAGCAGUACAGCCAUUCGUCCAACAACUUCAGCCUGCAGAGAAGGGCCAAAGACAUCAGCGCCACGUACAUCCAGCCAGGAGCUCCACGUGAGGUGAACCUGGACAGUAAGACCAGAGAUCUGACCCUCCAGCUGCUGCAGGCCCCCUCCCGCACCUCACUGCUGCCGGCACAGAAGCGAAUCUACUCUCUGCUGGACACAGAUUGCUACCCACGAUUCCUUCAGUCCAACAUCUACCUCUCUUUGCUGGAAGAAGCAGAGUAGUAGACCUCCCAGUGGUGUUCUGUAACGUUGUAUAUUACAAGGUUAACGUACCAAGCAGCAGAACUGCUGUAAAAUAUAUGUAGAUUUGACUGAACACUUUGUAUUAAUGUCAGGGAUUUGGAUUAUAACCAGAAAGCAGCUGGACUGGGUUUUUAACCUCACUGUGUGGAGUGGAUCCAGCAGAACGGCUAAAGGCAUGAGGAGGACUAGAACCAAACACUCGGCUCGUCUCAUGGAAAAAAACAAGUCCGUUUUCCUUUAUCAGAACACAAUAACAUGAUCCGGUCUUCAUCAGCUUCUAAAACGAAUGAAAUCUAACUUAAAGUGAGCAGAAACGCAACAGAUUCCACAGAGUUGUUGUUUAUUAAACAAAAAAAUCAAAAUAAAAAAUUGUUUCU